This is a messenger RNA of Hemibagrus wyckioides, 4482 nucleotides long. RefSeq names its product carnosine dipeptidase 1 (gene cndp1). Lineage: Eukaryota; Metazoa; Chordata; Actinopteri; Siluriformes; Bagridae. The record is from RefSeq and is a predicted model, not a curated record. The transcript is spliced from 12 exons. The coding region runs from base 160 to 1644 and encodes 494 amino acids. Gene Ontology annotation, cellular component: cytosol. Gene Ontology annotation, molecular function: dipeptidase activity. Gene Ontology annotation, biological process: proteolysis.
GGUCAGCGAGUAGAUGUGGUUUUUGUCCUGAGCGCAUGCUGUGGAGGAGAGUAUUUAACACUGAGUUCUUCAGGAAGUUCUUCAGUGUGUGUGUGUGCAUGUGUAUGUUUGUGUGUGUUGGUUCAAGCUCCAAGCUGAACUGCUGAACUGCUGAACACGAUGAAUAGUGUGUGUGUUGUGGUGUUGGUGAUGUUAGGAGCGAGUGGUCAUUCAUUUAGGUUUAAAGAUUUGACAGAUUACGUGGAUAAACAUCAGGACCACUACGUACAGGCUCUGAGAGACUGGGUGUCUAUAGAAAGUGACUCCAGUGAUGUCAGUAAGAGAGCGGAGCUACAGCGUAUGAUGGGUGUGGUGGAGGAGAAGCUGCGGGGGAUGAAGGGGAAAGUGGACGUGAUGGACAUCGGCACUCAGACGCUGGCGGACGGCAGCGUGGUCCCGUUACCUAAGGUGGUGACGGCAGCGUUCGGUGACGAUGAGAACAAACACACAGUGUGUGUGUAUGGACACAUGGACGUGCAGCCGGCCAGGAGAGAGGACGGCUGGGCCACUGACCCCUACAACCUCACCGAGAUUAACGGAAACCUGUACGGCAGAGGAGCUUCGGAUAAUAAAGCUCCGGUUCUGGCCUGGAUUCAUGCAGUGGAGGCGUAUAAAGCUCUGAACGUGGAGCUCCCAGUGAAUGUGAAGUUCCUGAUCGAGGGGAUGGAGGAGACGGGUUCGGAUGGACUGAAUGCGCUGGUGGAGGCUCAGAGAGAGGAGUUUUUCUCAGAUGUGGGUUCCAUCAUCAUCUCGGACUGCAGCUGGCAGAGUUCUCGCCCCGCUCUCACCUACGGAACCAGAGGGAACUGUUACUUCUCUGCUCAGGUGGAGGGGCCGAGGCAGGACUUACACUCCGGAGUGGACGGAGGAGCCGUGAUCGAGCCCAUGAGCGACCUAAUCGCAAUACUAAACACGCUGAUCAGUGCGAGCGGUCAGAUCCUGAUCCCCGGUGUUACAGACGCAGUCGCUAACUUCACUGAGGAGGAGAGGAAGAUUUAUGAGGAGGUGGACUUUGACUUGGACACUUACAAGAGCACCAUUGGUGUUGAUGGACUGAUGUACAACAAUAAGGUCGACCUUCUGGCUCACCUGUGGCGUUUCCCCACCGUCUCCAUCCACGGCAUCGAGGGUGCGUUCUCUGGCCCCGGAACAAAAACCGUCAUUCCCGCUAAAGUCACGGCCAAGUUCUCCAUCCGCCAGGUUCCUGACAUGGAGCCUGCAGUGGUGGAGAAACAGGUCACGGAUCACCUGCACGCCGUGUUCCAGCAGAGGAAGAGUCCCAACAAGCUGAAGGUGAAGAUGAUUAUCAGAGCCAAACCGUGGUUAGCUGACCCCAAACACGCGCUGUACGAGGCCGGGAAGAGAGCGGUGAAGAGAGUGUUCAGCGUGGAGCCGGAGCUGAUCCGAGAGGGAGGGACGAUUCCCAUCGCUCGCACCUUCCAGGACGUCACGAAGAAAGACAUCAUCAUGUUGCCCAUCGGAGGCUUCGACGACGGCCUUCACUCUCAGAACGAGAAAAUCAGCAGGUAUAACUACAUCGAGGGAACAAAGCUGUUCAUCGCUUACCUGCACGAGGUUUCUCACAUUCAGAAGAACACACGCUGACACGUCUGAACUCACACGUCUACAUGAUCCUGUGAUGAAACCUUCAUCAAUCACGCUUUUACUGACUUUUAAUUUGUGUGUCUCAUUUUCUAAUGGUCUCUCUCUCUCCCUCUCCCUUUCUCCCUCUCCCUCUUUCUCCUUCUCUCUCUCUCUAUCUCUCUCUCACUCACCAGCCCCCCCCCCCCCCCCCCGAGGCACGAAACAUCAGAAUGUUUAUGAUGUCAUGAUUAAAAAUAUAUCAAUCACACUGUUGCACAUUAUAUGUAAUAAUGACGAUUGUCCUUUUCAAUUAUUUUAACUGUCAUUUUUUGUCUUAUAUUCUGUAAGUAUUUAUACCUUAUCAGAAACACACUGCUCAAAAAAAUGAAUGUAAAUUUUAAAUCACACACUUCAUCUCGAUGAACAAAAUAUUCUGGUUGAAAAUCUUGAGAAUAUGAUUUACACUAUAUUGCCAAAAGUUUUGGGACUUCUGCCUUUACAUGCACAUGAAUGUAAUAUGGAGUUGUCCCGCCCUUUGCAGCUAUAACAGCUUCAACUCUUCUGGGAAGGCUUUCCACAAGGUUUAGGAGUGUGUUUAUGGGAAUUUUUGACCAUUCCUCUAGAAGCACAUUUGUGAGGUCACACACUGAUGUUGGACGAGAAGGUCUGGCUCACAGUCUCCGCUCUAAUUCAUCCCAAAGGUGUUCUAUGGGGUUGAGGUCAGGACUCUGUGCAGGACAGUCAAGUUCAUCCACACCAGACUCUGUCAUCCAUGUCUUUAUGGACCUUGCUUUGGUCACUGGUGUACAGUCAUGUUGGAACAGGAAGGAGUCAUCCCCAAAAUGUCUUGGUAUGCUGAAGCAUUCAGAGUUCCUUUCACUGGAACUAAGGGGUCAAGCCCAACCCCUGAAAAACAACCCCACACCAUAACCCCCCCUCCACCAAACUUUAAAACUUUACACUUGGCACAAUGCGGUCAGGUAAGUACCAUUCUUCUGGCAACCCCCAAACACAGACAGAGAAGCAUGAUUGGUCACUCCAGAGAACAUGUCUCCACUGCUCUAGAGUCCAGUGGCGGCAUGCUUUACACCACUGCAUCAGACCCUUUGCAUGGCACUUGGUGAUGUAAGGUUUGGAUGCAGCUGCAAGGCCAUAAAAAAACUGUUCCACGAAGUUCUCUACACACUGAUCUUGAGCUAAUAUGAAGGCCACACGAUGUUUGGAGGUCUGUAGCUAUUGAUUCUGCAGAAAGUCGGCGACUUCUGCGCACUGUGCUCCUCAGCGUGCAUUGACCCCGAUCUGUGAUUUUAUGUGGACUACCACUUCGUGGACUGAGUUGCUGUUGUUCCCAAUUGCUUCCACUUUGUUAUAUUACCACUAACUGUUGAUCGUGGAAAAUUUAGUAGUGAGGAAAUUUCACGAAUGUUCUUACUGCACAGGUGGCAGCCUAUCACGGUACCACGCUUGAAUUCACUGAUCUCCUGACAGCGACCCAUUCUUUCACAAAUGUUUGUAGAAGCAGUCUGCAUGCCUAGGUGCUGGAUUUUAUACACCUGUGGCCAUGGAAGUGAUUGGAUCCCAAAACUUUUGGCAAUAUCGUGUACAAACUGGUGUGAGAGUGAUGUGGGGGCUGAGGGCUGGAAAAAAAACUCACCAAAAAUCAAAGUACAUUAUUGAAAUUACAGUCUGAUCUGACUUACAUGAUCUGACCCGGUCAGUAGUGUGUUUGACCUCAGGCCAGCCCUGGGUCUGUGAGCUCCUGGACAGUCUGUGGUGCUAUCUGGCAGCUUUGGAAGCUCUGAUACUUAAUGUCCAAGACCUUCGAAUUUGGAUUGAGAUCUGGGAGACAUAAGGGCCGGUCAAUGGCAUCAAUACCUUCGUCAUCUAGAACCUGCCUCCAUGCUCUGACCACAUGAGGCAAGGCAUCAUCAUGCUCCAGGAGUAACCCAGGGCCCACUGCCCCUGACACUGGCCCUGAGGACACUUGCCCUUUCAAACAGGAGACUUUUAUUGUGUAGUGUUCAGAACAGAUGUUUGAUUUGAAGGCUGUAGGUUGCCAGAUUGAGCCAUUUAAGAACUUAAACCUUCGUUUUAGAUCAUAAUUCCCCUUUGUAGUGAAAUGCAACAUCCGUAAGAUUCUAAGGAUCAUGUGAUUUAUCUCGGGCAGAAACAAACCACAUAAACAAUGUAAAUGUUUCUGUCUAACGUUUACAUUCUAAAUCUACUGUUUCAUUCAUUUACAUUGUUAAUCUACUGCUAUUAUCUUUAUCUACUUCACUGUGUGUUUUAUAGGAAAUUAAAAUAAAGUAAGUGCACUUCAUAAUAUAAACUAAGACCUUCUGCCCACAGAGCUCACUGCAGUCCUGAAGGAAGUGCUCAAGAUGAGAAGUGCACUAUUUUCUUCCCUUAAAACUAUAUAACCAGCAGGGAUUUACAAUCCUGUUUCUUAUCUGAAGAAAUACUCUAUAGAAACAAUUCUGUGAACUAUGUCUUCUACAGAAUGAUGUUUAGGACCCAAAUCUUAAUCUCUAAGGAUGAACUUUAUAAAGCAGACCAGAGGUUCACCACUCUGGGUUUAUCACCACACACUGGCAUCGUUUCUGAGGCACAAUAGACCCUGGUGGUUUUGGUGUAAAAGCUCUCAGCUCAUUAGAAUAUUAAAAUGAACUGAUGAAACUUUUGAACUCUGUGAUUUGUCCGUGCAGCAUUUAUUUCUGAGAUGUUUAUGAAGGUUAAUUGCUCGUUUUGAAGCGUACUUUCAGCUGCAGCCUCAGACACACACACACACAGAUUCAUCGUUAAAUGUGCACAGAUGUCUUUCUUCUUCUGUUAAUUCAUUAAAAGUAUAAACUCAUGAGA